AGGUAAGCGACCAAGUUUUAUAGAUUUCUCAAUUCUUCAGGGUUGAGCAGGAUGCAUCCUCCGCGAUUCCGGCCGGGAACAUAUUCUGUUUCUUCUCCCGAGACUGGCCUAUGGAAUCCCUACUGCACAGCUUCUUCUCCACCGCUUUCGGAACGGCAUGCUCAUGUUCUUUCUUGGGAUAUGUGUACACCAGUCCGGACAUCAUCUUCCGUUCUGCAGGCAGGCGGAUUCGUGUGAUCGUCGGGAUUCGACGCAAUCUGCCAAUAAACUGUGGGUCCAGACACCUGCCCGAAGUAGGCAGAGAGUUUCGAUUUAUCGGAAUCUGAGACGCCGACUUUACAUUUAAAGUGGCCUUACUGCCUUCUGCUCGGCUCCGUCGUUUGACGGGAAGCGGGUGAAUAAUAUCGGAUAAAUGCAGGCCAGUGUUUCUUCUAACGAUUACGCGUGAUAGGUUGCGUCUCCCUUUCCGUGCGUGCACCUCAACUGCGGUCCCAAUAUGCAGACUUGCUAUUAUUUGAAGCCUGUUGGGGAAGGAUAUGGGCUGAUUCUUUGCCUCGUCGUUGUGCGCUCUGCCCUGGGAGAUGAUCACGGCACUCACCCAGAUGCUAUGGAUUUGGCCGUUGAACACGAGUAAUCUGAUGAGCCAGGGGAACGAAAUGAUGAUACGUCUUUCUUUGCAAUUGAUGUCCAAGUGUGAGUGCCGUUGUGGUUUGCUUGAGAAGCCAAAAACAUCGCUGACCGCUCCUAUAGGACGAUUUCUGUACUGUCAAAAUAAAGUCUGAACCUCUGCUGCACGGUACCGAGAAGGAGUGACAAUCUUUGCGAAUAUAGCCGAUGGAUGAACGAUAUAAUCUGACGUCUACUCCGCACAAGUUGGCAAGGAAUG
Messenger RNA from Aspergillus welwitschiae, 886 nucleotides. RefSeq lists its product as uncharacterized. The record is from RefSeq and is a predicted model, not a curated record. Lineage: Eukaryota; Fungi; Ascomycota; Eurotiomycetes; Eurotiales; Aspergillaceae. Bases 52 to 237 code for a protein of 61 amino acids. The transcript has a single exon.